Otolemur garnettii (small-eared galago) is the source of this 321-nucleotide messenger RNA. It is a transcript of the gene PLA2G1B, whose product is annotated as phospholipase A2 group IB. The transcript is spliced from 4 exons. The coding region runs from base 1 to 321 and encodes 106 amino acids. NCBI's taxonomy places the organism in Eukaryota, Metazoa, Chordata, Mammalia, Primates, Galagidae. Gene Ontology annotation, molecular function: calcium ion binding; signaling receptor binding; phospholipid binding. The record is from RefSeq and is a predicted model, not a curated record. Gene Ontology annotation, biological process: lipid catabolic process; phospholipid metabolic process; arachidonate secretion.
AUGAAACUCCUUGUGCUGGCUGCUCUGCUCACAGUGGGAGGUGCCCACAGCAUCAGCCCACGGGCCGUGUGGCAGUUCCGAAACAUGAUCAAGUGCACGAUCCCCGAGAGUGACCCCUUGAAGGAUUACAAUAACUACGGUUGCUACUGCGGCUUAGGUGGCUCGGGCACCCCUGUGGAUGAGUUGGACACCCUCCCAAGCAAGAACAAAGACUGCCAGGCCUUCAUUUGCAACUGUGACCGCAAUGCUGCCAUAUGCUUUUCAAAGGCUCCAUACAACGCAGAUAACAAAAACCUGAACAGCAAGUUUUGUAAGAAUUAA